AUGGAGAGCGAGAAGUACUUGCCGGAGCUUAUGGCAGAGAAGGACACGCUGGAUCGGUCUUUUCAGCACUCCCUGCGGCUACUGGAUCAAGAGAUCGAAAAAGUUCAGAAAGACGAGGACAAGGAUGACGAAAAGUUCAUCGACGUCGUCAUCAACAAGAACAUGAAACUGGGCCAGAAAAUUUUAAUACCAGUCAAGCAGUUUCCUAAAUUUAACUUUGUCGGCAAACUCCUCGGGCCACGCGGGAACUCGUUAAAGAGACUACAGGAGGACACACUCACAAAGAUGUCGAUUCUGGGGAAAGGAUCCAUGAGAGAGAAAGAAAAGGAAGAAGAGCUACGGCAAAGCAACGAAGGCAAAUAUAACCAUCUGAACGAAGACCUGCACGUCCUCAUCGAGGUGUUCGCCCCCCCCGCCGAGGCCUACGCCAGGAUGGGUCACGCUCUGGAGGAGAUCAAGAAGUUUCUUAUACCGGAUUACAAUGAUGAGAUAAGACAGGCCCAGCUGCAGGAGCUCACGUUCCUGAACGGAGGCUCGGAGGACGCCAAGGUGCCGUCGGUGAGGGGGAAGUCAGCGUUGCGAGCCAGAGGGACGCCUGUUCCAGGUCUUCCCAGGACUCGAGGAGGAGUCCCCCCCCUGCAUGCAGCGGUGCCUCGAGGAGCCGCCCCCAGAGGAGCCGCCCCCAGAGGAGUCCCCCCCAGCCGGGCUCCUUCCUCCAGAGGGCGGGCGGUCCAGAGAGCCAGGGGCGCCCCCCCGACCGCAGGGUACCGGCCUGCCCCCCCCCUCGUUCAGGACACAUACGGAGAAUAUGAAUAUGACGACGGCUACGGGACAGCUUACGAUGACCAAGGAUAUGAAUCGUACGACAACAACUACAGCACUCAAGGACAGAACUCAGAUGACUACUAUGAUUACGACGCCAGUGGGGAAUCGUAUGAAUCUUAUGGUCAGGAAGAGUGGGCCAACAACCGCAGCAAGGCACCGCCGGCACGAACAACCAAGGGAGUGUACAGAGAUCAGCCGUACACCAGAUAUUGAACUGUUUAUACAUCCUGCACCUGAGUCCUCAUGGCUGUUUCAACCCAAGUAAUGGAUUUUUUAUGGACGCUCCCACCUUUAUAGAAUCGAAAACUAAACCGCAAAAUAAACCGUGAGACCCUGAAUGAGUAAAAACUGGUUUCCAAAUAUGGCAUCUCCCUGUUUAAAAGAAAGUAUACCCCCACUGGGUACAAUUUAUUAAGCAAUUUAGGUAAUCUAUGCUCUCCUCCGGGAGAAAUCGACUAGACUUUGAGAUUAAGACUCCAUAGUACAUUAAGUUUCUCUCUCAGCUGUGUGAUUGUGAAGUACGAAGUUGUACCGAGCUAUUUGACUUAAAUCACUAGAAGCUGUCGAUACAAUGACUCUACACAGCUGUCAGUGCAACUUAAUUGAUCACCCACUAUUCUUCAAACCUUGAACUGCGUGGUUGAUCACUUUAAAAUGUAGUAGCUUAGUUCUAGGAAAAGUGAAGUAACUGUAGAUAUCUUUUUCUGAGGGGUAAUUGGUGAAAUUGUGUCCCUUGUAAAUGAAACAUUUACAAACUGAAGAAGAAAAAAAUCAUACUGUACACAUAUUGUUUUGUUGUUUCCUCCUUUUUGUAAGAUAAUAGUUAUUUAGUGUUAAAGGGCUUAUAAAAGCAUGGUGUGCAACUGUGGAUAUUGUCAGCUGUUUUAUUCUGAAAAAGCCUAUGUAGUUGUGUUCAUGAUUAUUAUCCCAAAACAUCCACUUUAACACGUCUAUAAAUAGCUGCUCAUACCGAUAUGUACACCGACCACUCGAGCUGCAAACAGCUUUUUAUUUUACAGAUUUUUUUCACAAGUAUAUUUGCUGUCAUUUUUUUAUUUAAUACCAGAUGCUUUUAUGACUUUGUAGGCGUCCAAUUUAAUUUUAAGAGACUAAAUCACAUGCUGGGGAAUUGGUAAUCAUUUCCAUAUAGAGAUAUGUUUAUUUAUAAUGAUUUUAAGCUUAUGUAAGCCCUUUAAUAUUUUC
Trematomus bernacchii (emerald rockcod) is the source of this 2028-nucleotide messenger RNA. It is a transcript of the gene khdrbs3, whose product is annotated as KH domain containing, RNA binding, signal transduction associated 3. Gene Ontology annotation, molecular function: mRNA binding. Bases 1 to 1038 code for a protein of 345 amino acids. Gene Ontology annotation, cellular component: nucleus. The record is from RefSeq and is a predicted model, not a curated record. The transcript has 9 exons. NCBI's taxonomy places the organism in Eukaryota, Metazoa, Chordata, Actinopteri, Perciformes, Nototheniidae. Gene Ontology annotation, biological process: regulation of alternative mRNA splicing, via spliceosome.